GAAAAGAUCUCGGAGAGUGACUUUUUUAAGCUUGCUCCGUCCGAGGAAAAUAAUGAAUCCAGCUAAUUUUAUAAGCAAUACGGAUUCUCUCUUGACUUAAAUAUGUAUUUUAAGACGUCCCCUAUUUAACGUUGGACUACAUUACUGUCCGUGUCUCUCCCUAUGCACCAUUUUUCUAGGUCAAUUGCGGAGAGUGGCUGAACGGCAUCAUUACUGACCUUUCUGCACAUCGUUUAGCCAGCCUCACCGGUAUACGAGGAGGCAUAAGGAGGCAUAGGAGGCAUAUGUAAGUAGGUAUUGGUAUGUAAUGCAGAUCACAUUUAUCAUCCUCCUCCCUUACCUCUUCAAUGAAUAUCCCAUAGGCCUCUACAUUAUGGACACAGUAUGUGUAUGAAAACCAUUAUCAAAACCGUUUUUUAAAUUCACAUUCACCACAAAAAGUUAUGAAUUCUGUUGUGUGCAUCUUUUGUUAAUUAUCUAUAUAAUGUCUUUUGGGGGGGGGGAAUUCCCAGACUUUACCCUUCCUAUACCUGAAUAUAACAGGAAACAUGUUCAAUCACCAUGCACUGCAAAAUCAUUCUGGCUAUGGAUACGGAGAACAUAAAUAGAUUAACAUCAAUACGCCAGAGGAUAUACCCAUUGGACUUGGAGCUCUGCUGGGAGUUUAUCUCAUAUUUAGAUUUUUUUUAUUCUGCUUUUCCACUAAAAUCAUAAACACUGACAACUAAAAUAUUGUGUCAUUGUUAUACUUAUUAUUAUUAUUAUUAAUAAUAGGGGACGGGGGGGGUAGUUCAAAAAUGAAUCCCAAAAGGUUCUUUGAGGGUUCUUCUCAAAGGGUUCUUUGAGGAUCCAUUAAAAGGGGUUCUAUGAAGAACCCUUUUAAAGAGUUCUCGGAAGAACUUAUUCGGGUUACGCAUGUCUUGUAUUCAAGAUCCUAAAUGGCCUGGCGCCCCCUCCACUCAGUAUUUUUGUUAAACAGAAACCCCAAACAUAUGGCAGCAGAGCCACAAGGUUUGCCAUGAGAGGUGACUGUAUAGUUCCCUAAAGUAAAAGCACCUUUAGUAAAUCCGCUUUCUCCGUGAGAGCUUCCCAUGUCUGGAAUACACUGCCAUCAGACACGCAUAACUGCACCACAUAUCACACUUUCACAAAAUGCAUGAAGACAUGGCUAAAGGUCAAUCAGACUUGUGAUCAUAAUCCCUAGCUGUGUUUUGCCGCUUUCCAUGUUGUCUGUAGCUUGUGAGGAGUGGAAACACUUUGUUGCUUUUAUGAAUUUUGUCUUGCUGCUUUUUGUUCUAUGUUGCUCGGGCUGUACGCUACGUCUUGCUUGUCCUAUGUUGCUCUCACUGCUCAAUGAUUGGUUAUAUUGUAAUUGUUUUUAAUAUCCUGCCCAGGGACUGCGGUUGAAAAUUAGCCGGCUGACUAAAACCGGCACUUUUACUGAAACGUUGAUUAAUGUGCACUGUCCCUGUAAAAAUAAAAUAAACUCAGCUAAUGUAAACCCCAUACAGGCCAGAAGAGGGCCGUCUACCCCACGUACUUCACUCUUUAGAUCCUUCUGCCAGUACUGAAUAGGUCAUUUUGGAUGGGGAGAGAAAGAAGUUAGAUAAGGGUGGAAUAUGCUUUAAUUUACCACCCAUCAUCUGGAUACAAUAGAGCGAUUGGUUUAUGUCCUGAGGGAGCGGGCCUUCCCACUAAAGCACAAGACUGGGGAGGAGAAAAGACGGAAAAGUCUAAGUGAGAUCCUUGAUACUCUGACAACACCCCAUUGAAGUUGAAAUUUAAAACUGUUAGGUAAGGGCUGGGGUAGGUGUUAUGGUUAGGUUUAAGGGUAUGGAUGUCCCAAGGAACUCACUUAGCAUCAACCAAGAAAAGACACAAAUGUUCUAUUUUUUUAACAUCAAAGUAUGGCCUAAAUUUAGAGCUAGGAAUAAACUCUAGGAAGUGUUAGGGAAUCAAAAGGACAGUCUUCCUCUAUUCCAUUAAAAUAUAUAUAUUAUUUGUUUGUGUUUUUAGGUCUAUUGUUUUUAUAAUUCCCAUUAGACAUUCAUUACACAUUCCUAAAUGAAGCCCUGUUAAUCUUCUUUCUACUGAAUACCUUUGUUUUCCUUAUGAAUGGUUAUGUUACAUGAGACCUCACCUUUACAUGGAUAGUGAUCGAUGGCGUAGAUAAAGGACUCUGAAACCUUUGUUGGAAACUGUCUUAGCCUCGUACGAACCAUCCUGAUCUCGAGAGCUUAAAUUCUGUUUUGUUACAGAUCUGUGUAGCGAAACAGAAUGUGAGAUCAGGAUGGUUCGUACGAGGCUGAGUCUGGCAACUUUGUAAAACCACAGAGCUUCUGAUGCCAUGAGUCUCGGCACCACUCGCUCAGCCAUGGUUGACCUGGAGAGUAAAAUAAAUUGUAAUAUCUCGGCGACCAUACCCUGCUACAUUCAUGUGAUUGCCAUGCGUGUGCUCAGAGGUGUUAAAAUAUAUACGUAAAGCUUUUUAUAAUUCAGCCUCCGAUUUCUUCUUUUAAAUCUCAGUUAAUCCUCUUUUUCAUUGUCACUAUCACUAUUGAAAACAGUCACCGUUACCAAAAGCAGAGAGAGUGGAAAGGUGAAAUGUAGUUGAAAAUAUAAAAGCCUCUUUAAUUAUCACCCUGGAAAGAGUGUAAAAUCAUGACAAGUCCCCAUGAGAUGUUGUUAUUGUGUGGAGUGAAAUUAUUACCAACCGUGUCCCCAACCACUCUCUCUUAAGUGUUCCAGACCAUGUCCCCAAUACUAAGCUUUGGGUUGACUUUACCCCUAGGUAUAGGUCCCCUCUCCCAAUGCUAACCUUAAAGGAGCAAUCAGCAGUUGUUAAUCCAUUUUUGGAUGUAUAAUUUAAUUAUAUGCAUCCAUUGAUUCUUGAAGAAUGUAACUUAUAAAUGCUUCAUGAGCUUAGUUCAACUGUCAUACCCCAUCAGAACUCAAAAUACAAGCUUGUUUAACUCCAAUGUUUGUAAACAAAGUAAAUGUAAACAAACACUGUAUAGCCUCAAAAUAUAGUUAACUAUUUUUAUAUCAUGGAUGGUCAGUCCUUGCAUCCAUAGAAAAACAAUGGCAGGCAGUAAGCUUUGUUAUUUUUUUCAACAGCUGAUUGCCCCAUUAACCCUUUAGCUGGAAUAUGCUAAAUUUACCCAGUAUCAGCUUCUCGGAGCAACUUCACCCUCUACCAGGUAUUCCCAAACUGGGGUAGGGUGAAGGGGUAUGCGCAAUGCUGUCAGGGGGCGCCAAAUAAAAAUUGUGAUUCAUCUUUUUUUUUAAGUGUAUAUAUAUAUAUAUUAUUAUUAUUUUUGCAUUUUCAAACGGUCCAAUUAUAUUUUCCAACGGGGCUAUACAUUUGGGUGAGGUUUUUUUUCUCGCCUGAGUAGCCUCGUUACACUGCCAAAAAUCAAAUUAAACCACCUAGUGUUCAGCGAAAUAACAACACAAUGUCAAAUAGCCUUGUUGUUGUUGUCAUGUUGUGUUGCUACCAUGAUGUGUUGUCAUGUGUUGCUGCCUUGCUAUGUUGUUGUCUUAGGUCAAUCUAUAUGUAGUGUUGUCUCUCUUUUCGUGAUGUGUGUUUUUUUCCCCUUUAUCUAUUUAUUUAUUUUUUAUUAAAUCCCCGUCCCCGCAGGAGGUCGUUUGGCUUUUGUUAAGUCGUCAUUGUAAAUAAGAAUUUGUUCUUAAAAAACAUCUUAGGGCUAGGCGUCCCACUAGCGGGACAACUUCCGGUUAAACUGGAGGGCGCGCAAUUCAAAUAAAUAAUCAUAAGAAUUAUGGAUAUUAAACAUGUAGGUACAUACAAUUGUCUUAUCGGUUGAAAGCUUAUAUUCUUGUUAAUCUAACUGCACUGUCCGAUUUACAGUAGCCAUUACAGUGAAAACGUGCCAUGAGAUUGUUUGAGGACGGCGCCCCACAUCAAAUUAUUUUUCAACCGGCAGAGGUUUCAUAAAUUCACAAAUAGAUCAAAUCCUUCUUUAUAUCCUUAAAACUCGUUCAACAAGCAGAGAAAGGAAUCCAAAAAUCUACCGCUAUACUUUGUUAAAACAAGUCAAAAUAUGUUUCUAUUGACUCCUCAGAUACCCUAAAAUGUUAUCAAACUAUAAUAUUUCAUACGGAAAGAAGUGUGUUCAAUAGGAAACCGAUAUUAGCAGGUGCGUCUACCUCGGGCACCCAAACACGAAUUUCCAAUAAUGUGUCCCAGUACUAAAACUCAUUAUUCUUACUCGUUUUGGAAGAAACCAGCCUGAAACCUUGAACACAGAUAUCUGAGACCCUGUGAAAGCCAAUGGAAUUGCAUACUGGGAGCUAGAUUUAAUUAUUUCCCUAUACCUUCCAUUGUAAGAGCAUGGGCUCUCAAAAAAGAAAACUAUUCUGGUUGGUUUUUCUUUCGAUUUUCUUCUACCAUAUCUAUUGUUCUAUUGUGUUAUAGUCUCCUACAUUUAUUUUUAAUUAUUUUCUACAAACUUCAAAAUGUUUUCUUUCCAAUGGUACCAAUUAUAUGCAUAUCCUGGCUUCAGGGCCUGAGCAACAGGCAGUUAACUUUGGGCACGGCGGAAAUUGAGAAAGAAGGACUCUAGCCGGAAGUUUUUAAUUUUAACUGACUUGCCUAGUUAAAUAAAGGUUAAAUAAAUAAAAUUAACCGUCACUCUCUCACGGGAAUUAAACUAACGGCCCCGUAUGAAGCCAAACAUAGCUGCUGCUCAUGUUCUGUACUGAUGCUGCAAAAGCCAUGACAGGGAGACAUAGUGGAGUGGUAACGUCACUUGAGUGGGUUGAGUCACUGAUGUGAUCUUCCUGUCUGGGUUGGCACCCCCCUUGGGUUGUGCCGUGGCGGAGAUCUUUGUGGGCUAUACUCGGCCUUUCCUCAGGAUGGUAAGUUGGUGGUUGAAGGUAUCCCUCUAGUGGUGUGGGGGCUGUGCUUUGGCAAAGUAGGUGGGGUUAUAUCCUUCCUGUUUGGCCCUGUCCGGGGGUAUCAUCGGAUGGGGUCACAGUGUCUCCUGACCUCUCCUGUCUCAGCCUCCAGUAUUUAUGCUGCAGUAGUUUGUGUCGGGGGGCUAGGGUCAGUUUGUUAUAUCUGGAGUACUUCUCCUGUCUUAUCCGGUGUCCUGUGUGAAUUUAAGUAUGCUCUUUCUAAUUCCCUCUUUCUUUCUUUCUCUCGGAGGACCUGAGCCCUAGGACCAUGCCUCAGGACUACCUGGCAUGAUGACUCCUUGCUGUCUCCAGUCCACCUGGCCGUGCUGCUGCUCCAGUUUCAACUGUUCUGCCUGUGGUGAUGGAGUCUGAGGAGCCAGAGCUGAGGGAGUGUGAUGAAGCCUUUGAGUCAGAUGAAGGCAAUGUAGAGUCUUACCUGGAAGAGCCAGAGAGCAGCAGGGAGCUCCUGGAGAGGCUCAAAGAGCUGGAGGCUGAGAAUUCAGCCCUGGCCCUUGCGAAUGAAAGCCAGAGAGAAGCCUAUGAAAAGUGUCUGGAUGAGGUGGCCAACCAUGUGGUACAGGCCCUUCUGAAUCAAAAGGACCUGCGGGAGGAGUGUAUUAAGCUGAAGAUGCGUGUGUUUGACCUGGAGAGACAGAACAAAACCCUGACUGAGCUCUUUGCCCAGAAACUACACCCCCAGGCCAGCCAUCUGCAACAGAGCCCCACAGAGCCCAGCACAGAGCCCAGCACAGAACCCCUGACCAUGGACAGUGACAAAUUGCUGGUGUCCAAAAACCAGGUGGAACUCAAGAGCAAUGGGGACUGCACACAGAAUGGGUCAGCCACAUCGGCCCGGGCCACUGCCACCUCCAUGGAGGCCCUGUCUCCGUUUUUCAAGAAGAAAGCACACAUCCUAGAGGUCCUGCGCAAGCUGGAGGAGUCAGACCCACUCAAGUUCCACCCCUCCUCCUGCCUGUCCCCCCACCAUGACCUGGGCCAGGCGCCGGUCUCCAUGGAGAGAGACCAGAUAUCCCUGAUGUCCUCUGAGGCGUUACCUGCCCCACAGCGCCCGGUGGCACACUCAUUGUCACGCUGCCACCACUCCAGCUCUGACUCGGACAUUCACGAUUAUGCCAAUGGAGAAGGGGCUCUCCAGGAGGACCAUGCCCAGCUUCAGCAACAACAACACAGGAGAUGUCAGUACUGCCACAUACUCUCCCAGAAGAGCAGCCUGGACAGCCUGCUGAAGUGUGCCCAGGGCCACAGUGCCUCACACCAGGCCAGAGUGGAGAUCCUUAACAGGCAGGCCUGUGCAGAGGACCAGGGGGCAUCGGCACAGAGCACAACCCCUCCCCAAGCAGCGGCUCUUUCCCACCUCCUCUCUGCUGACAGCACAAACCAGUGCUACAUGCACAAAACAGCUUUGGACUUCCUAGAGCGCACUCCAGAAGGUCUUUGUUCUUCUGAUCCUUUCCUCUCCUUGCUAAUCCAAGCCAACCUCAACGGGAUGCUAGGGCAGGAGCCCAGGAGGUUACAAAAACACACAGAUGAGCAUCCGUCCUGCAAACCGCCACCUGUGCCCUCUCAUAGUGAGGAUAUAAAGCACAUAAAGGCUGUCAUGGCAACGUCGCAGAGCCAGAACGAGGACAGUCUGGAAGAGUGCUGCUACCUGGAAGUAGAGGCAGCGGCACACAAUGUGAACAACAGCCUGCACUCUUCUACCUCACACACAGACCAUGUUGAGACGGAACCAGGAUAUCCCAAGGAGCAGGAAGUGAGUGAUCAGAUCUGCAACGGGCUCUACUUCUCCAAUGAGACAUCCGUCUCCAAGAAGGUGGCGGUGGAAUCUUAUUCUCCAGCCCCAGUGCCUGAGAGGAACAGCUCAGCUCAGGCCCUGAAUCCCUCUGGGAAGAGCAAGCUUGCACUCAGCCCCACCUCUCCCUCUUCAGGUCUGAGUGAAGUCAAGCCCAUCUCUUCCCCAUCCCGGCUGCUCAAGUUCCUGAAGAUCCCUCCGGGGAUCAACCAGGCACAACCAGGCAACCCCCUCCGUCUAAGUCCCCAGCUCACCCGCAGCUCCAAGAUCCCCUGCAGGAACAACAACAACUAUGAGGUGUACCACUCUCCCAUCAUGACCCGCAAAGCCACCAACACAGAGAGGGAGAAGCAGCCAUCCUCAUCCUCCUCCAAAACAGACCCCUACCCUGCUACACACUCCGCCCCCACCUCCCCACCCAAAUCAGAGGACAUUGUGGACACCCCUCCCAUGGCCAAGGAGAUUGUUUUCAGCAGCCACUUUGCGCCCAAACCCAGCGACAGCACAAAGGCACCCCCCUCCUCUCAUGCACAAAGGGGCUCUCAGAAGGUACCCCAAUACGAGAAUGUCUGCCCCUCAGAUGGGACGCCCCAGUUCCUGGAGGGUCUUAAGAAGUCCCAGUACCUCCCUUACCCCCAACACGAGGGUCCUCUAGAGAAGCAUUGUCAGCAAGAUGAGAGCCUCCUCAGCCCCCAGUCUUCACAGCACCCUGACUCGUCCCCAGGGAAGGCUGACCAGGACUUCUCUGACCAGGACACUGACUCAGAAAGCCCCGUCUGGCACAAGCCAAACCAACACUUUAGCCUCCCCUCCUCGACCUCCUCCGCCGCCAGUAAAGCACAAAGUAGUCACCCCAGCUACUCCAGCAUGAGGGACAGGCACCAGGAGCACCGUGCAGCUCCAGAGCCCAGCCAACAGAACUGUGAACUUGCCCAGCCAACUCAGUCUUCAGCCAGGCGAGGUGACCCCAAGAGACUAGUGCAGGGCAAGACUUCCCAGAGUGAGUCCAGUCACCACCCCUUCAAAGAGCGCCUGGCUGCUUUGGGGAAACUGAAGAGCACAGAAGAUCUGCCAGUAGGUGCACAGUCUGUGGACAAGAAGGAUGUACAAAGUAACCUAGGCAAACCCCCCACCAACAAUAUCGAGAAAAGCAAGACCGCUGAAAGGCAAGUUGAGCGAACUGGAGCAGAGCAGCACAGAAAUCAGAAAUCCACUGAUUCCCUGGAUGGGAAGCCCUACCCCAAAACCAGCCUCGGCAGUCACACUAGGGUGAUAGGUCCAAUACAUGAAUCGGGCACCAAAUCCUCAGCCACCCCAUCAAUGAUACCCAAGGGAGAGCAGGAGACACUGUUUUCUCCCAGGAUAUAUGUAGCAAAAGCAGAGGGUCCAAAGAUCAAGAUGGGCACAUCAUCCUCCAACACAGAGACUCCUCCAGUGGUGCGGAGCUAUGGGAAAUGCCCCAUCACCCAGAGCCACCACAGUAAAACUGCCCCCAGCACACAAAACAGCCCCACUAAAGUCCCGUCAAAGUCCCCUUCAAAGGUAGGUCAAGCUUCCUCUUAUCCCAGAGGGGUCAAACCCAUUCCUGAGGACCGUGCCAUGGCUCAGAGAAACCCACUUCGGCCAGAGGACAAAACCAAGCUCCCGGCCGGCAAGAAAAAGACCUUUGGCCAUGCAGAGAGCUUCCCGCCUCCCCCUCUGCCCCCACGGCCGUCUACUGAAGCCAUCGCAAAAGAGGACAAAAAGCCGUACUCGUCUGGCCCAUCCGUGCUCCAGUCUGCCAUUGAGCAGAAGGUAAUGCGUGGCAUCGAGGAAAACAUGCUGAAGCUGCAGGAGCAGGACCAGGGCCCGGUAGCCGAGCCAAAGCAGAAGGCCUCCAAUGGCAUCGCCAACUGGUUCGGCCUGAGGAAGAGCAAGCUCCCCGCCCUCAACCGCAAACCGGAAGUGUCCAAGUUCAAGAUCAACAUGUCAUCGUCUGCCUCUGGCGGAGGGGCUAAGGACCCUAAGACAGGUGGUCCCCAGAAGGUGGUGGAGAGCCUGAAUAUCUCCAAGCUGAUGGAGAAGGCAGAGGACCUGCGGAAGGCGCUGGAAGAGGAGCGGGCAUAUGUGAACAGGGUCGGGAUGGACCGCUCUGGCAGAGGCCACUCAUGUGAGGUGGUGAUGGACCAGGCCCAAGGCCAACUGUCACUCAUGUGCAGAGGAUUGACCGCAGAGAACUUCAUGCAGCAGCUCCUCAACAGUCCCUCGACGUCUUGUUCUGGAAACAGGGUGGACGAGAGGGGAGCUAUACCUACCACCUUUGGAAUGACACACAGACGCCUCUCCUUUGACUCUAAGAGGUCGCGGCCCAACUUCAGUCACCAGAGGAACGGGAUCAGCCACACCAAGAGCAGGGACGAGAUAGCCCAGGGUUCGGUUAUGAUCUGCAAGGGUGAGGUCACAUCAGAAGACAGCUUGGCAGAGUCCAUUAGUGCUCAGCAUUUUACAGGUUCUGGGGCCUCCAUGUGCACCCUCGACAGUGGCAUUGGCACGUUCCCCAUGCCAGACUACGCCAGUAACAUGGCAGGGAAGAGCAUCCCUAAGGGGAAGCCACAGGAAGAGCAAGGGGUUUCUUGCUCCCAGGGUAAGCAUGGGGCCAUGAUGAAGGUUCCGCGUAAGGCCCAUACACUGGAGAGAGAGCUGUCAUCUCUGGAUGAAGUCAACCCGUUUGUCCUGUAUGGCUCAGGGCUGGAGGGAAACGGUACCAACAUGCACCAGUCCAGUACAAUCCACAAGGAUAUAGAUGCCUAUGGAGCUCAUAUACAAAAUCCCCUCACCAAGAACUGGACCUUUCCCAAUCUGAAAGGCUCUGCGGGAGCCACUGAUGUUUACCUGGAUGUGCAGGGAGACCUGGGGACCCCAUCCAGAAGGAGUUUGAAACAGUGUUCCCCCCAGCGCCCCCUGGCCACUGACCCAGGCAGCCUCCCCCUGCCACUCCAGACAGGGCUCAGCCAGCGGGGUAAGGGGCGGACGCCCAGCUCCUCAGAGGUGGGGAAGGACGGAGGGCUGGAGCUGGUGAAGGAGAGACCAGAGGAACUCCUGUCCCUGAGAGAGACGCCUGAAUCCCUCAGUGACUCCUUCUACGACAGCCUGUCGUCCUGUGGCAGCCAGGGCUAGGACCCAGGGACAGAUAGGGGAACAGAGGGAGAGAUGGACCAACCGACACCCUUUAAACCACGGCUAAUGAUGCACAUCCAUGCCUCCUUGUAAUGGUGGCCCAGCCUAUAAGGCAGACCAAGUUGAAGUACCUCCUUCCCUCUUCCACACACACAGCUCUCUCUGCUGACCCUGUCUACUUUGCUGAGAUUUGGUUAGUACUGCUGGAAAACUCACCCUCAGGUUGACUGAUGUUCACACACACACAUCAUUUGUGGAACUAGACUGAGAAUUGGGCACUGUUGUUCUCCAAGCAACAAGCAUCUGAUGACAGACCAGCUCAACUCAAAUGUGUACACACACCGACGAGAUGCAUGGGAAAAUAACACAUUCAAGACAGCCACACGAUCACCAUGGUCUGGAUAAUCUGAAGAAUUGUUGUUAAAUAAUUUAACCAGGCUCCUGAGGUCGGCCCCAAGAAGUGGCUGGUAUCAGGGGUUUUUCAAGUCUGUCCUGGAUGUGGACAUGUUUCAGUCUAGGAUAAUUGGGCAGCCAUUAAUGCCAGAAAACAACCACAUUUUACUGCCCACUAAAUAUGUCGCAAUGUGGGGAUCGACUACAAUAAACUUCCCUGUUUUCAGUUGUUUUUUUUGUUUUUUUUACUGUUGUGCUUUGUUACAUGUUAUGUAUCAUGUAAUUUUAAGUUAAAUAAAAAAGUGUGGGUAUGAAUGGAAGGAUGUGUGUAUGUGAGUGAGACUUAAUGCAGGGUUUCCACACUAGCUAUGACUAUGUCAAUGAGCUUCUGCCCGGGGAAAAGAAGUUCACACUUUCUCUGAAGCUGCCAUAUAGUGUACUGUUUCACAACCUACUGUAACACAUAGUGGCAGAUCAUGACAACAGCCAUUAUAUUACACUUAUGACCAGACAUUACCUAGUAUGUGUUAUGGACAAUGAAAUGCGAAGAAUCUCAACCAAGAGUCAAAUGUUUUACAUGUGUAUAAUCCAUUGUCAGACUGUUUUACGUAGUGAACCAUUCGUCAGGAAUAAUGCCAUUAUAACAGCAUUAUAUAGGCAGCCUGUGAAUGCGCCAUUAACAAUGAAGUUCUAAACUGAGCUGCUAUUUAAUACUCAAAAUAGUUUGACAAGCUGAAAGAGUGAGUAAGUAACACGAUCCAUCCACCUUUUUCUAUACUAUAAACUGAGUUGGCAUACAUGAGCCAGGAUUCAAUUUAAGACGAGUUAAAGAACAGCGUACUUUAACAGACUUUUUAAAGGUAAUUUGUGCUUAACCUGACAUGCACAGUGUUUCCCAUGAAUGCGACUUAUGUGAAUGUCUGGGGAAAAUGCCUUUAAAAGGCUCAUUGUCGGCUGUUUAGUCCACUGCUCUAUAACGCACCCUGUCAAAAAUCUUGUUUGGCACAGGUUCCAUAUUUAUCCUGCCAGAAACGAUUGAACCGAUAACUCUUACUUUGUCUGAAAUGCUCCACUAAAGCAAAAAGAUGGAUGUAGGCCUCCCUUGUGAAGAAGUAACGAUCCAGCCCCACUGAACAUAGAGUAGUUGCUUACUUCUGCAAUAUGGGCCAAUGUUUGCCUUUAACAGGCACAGACAGACACGCAUUCAAUCAAUUUACUGUUGUACAAUUAAGAAAGACAAAAUGUCUGUGCUAUAGGAAUGUUAGACAUGGAUCAUUGUACGAUCACCAUUGCUGUAGUGCAGAUGCUACACCAUGAUGUACACGCAUGGACUCCUCCCUCCCUCCCUCCCUCCCAGCCCAUGUACUUGAUUAUGUCCUCAUAAGUAGUUCCAUCCGCUUCAUAACUCCCCACAAACUUCUUCAGGGAUAAGACAUCCUUGUGCUUCCAAACUCUGCUUUCAGAAGCAUGUGAUCUUUCCAAACUGACACGGAUUUGACUUUUCUCGAGUUCACAUUUUUCGUAAUCCCACUUUGAACAUUGCUUGUCCUUCAGCCCCCCCCCCCCCCAUGGAAAUGGAGAUCUGACUGUUACUGUAUAUACACUUCUCUGUGAGAACAGAUAGAUUUGAGUUGAAGAGGUUGUCUUCCAGAAUAUGUGUUGCCGGUCCUCCCUUUCACCCCCAUCUCUGAAUCAUGGCUAAAUGAAAACAAGUGUGUGACAUGAAGCCCAAUCUCUUUUACAAUCAUCUCAUAAUAAAAAUGUUUCCAUGGGACAUAUUUAACACAAUCAUUUUGUCUUGGAUUACUGUGUUCUGCGUUGCGACCAAACCAUAUACAACUAAAUAAUAACUAACCAACUACAGUACUUCAGAUGGUAGCAUUUUUCAUUCCACCAGAUUCCAUUGGAAGUAACUGGGAGAUCCAUGGGUAGCUACAUGUUAACACCAUGGUAACACACGUCAUCUAUCUGCAGGGAAGCCUUUAUGGACUCCCUCUGUCAGUCAAACAUGGGUCUUAGCAACACCAUACACCUUAACUAUGGCAAUGCUGACCAGGAUGGAGUGGCAUAGAGGUGAAAUCUUUACUUAAUAUGUUUGCUUUAUGGACUCAAUUUAUCUCACUUAAUUCAAAGAGGUUGUUGCAGCUCUAUCUAUUUGUUGUAUUUAUUUAUUUAUUUUUGAGGGCAAAUCAUAAUCAGUGAACGUUUUGUUAUUGUUGAUGUCGUUGACAUUGUUGUUAUAGACGUUUUUAUUCUGAUACCGAUUUAUUUUUGUACUAUGCUCUUAUUUAAUUAAAGUUAUUUUUUUUCCAUGA
Messenger RNA from Oncorhynchus masou masou (cherry salmon), 12597 nucleotides. Its product is annotated as nck-associated protein 5-like. Gene Ontology annotation, cellular component: microtubule plus-end. NCBI's taxonomy places the organism in Eukaryota, Metazoa, Chordata, Actinopteri, Salmoniformes, Salmonidae. Bases 5282 to 9889 code for a protein of 1535 amino acids. Gene Ontology annotation, biological process: microtubule bundle formation; microtubule depolymerization. The record is from RefSeq and is a predicted model, not a curated record. The transcript is spliced from 14 exons.